AUGAUAAUAACGAAGCCGAUCAAGGAACGACGACGGCGAACAAAUCGGAUAGGGAAGAUGCUUCACACUCAUGAGUUCAACCAUCGUGUCUUUAAACUAGUAGUACAUUUAUCUCUCCCAUACUAUGACCCAAACAUAUCCCCAGAAGAAGCCUCCCGCCUCGACUGGGACCUUUCCACCUCCUGCCUCGCUGCCAGCAGCAACAUGAGCAUCAUCACCACAAAAUCAAAACCAAAUGUCGAGACCCCGCUCCUCAUUUCUAGGAGGAACUCUGGUUUUCUCACUCCAGUGUGUGUCGGCACUGGUCGUGACCCUACAUGCUUAUGGUAG
Messenger RNA from Striga asiatica, 330 nucleotides. NCBI's taxonomy places the organism in Eukaryota, Viridiplantae, Streptophyta, Magnoliopsida, Lamiales, Orobanchaceae. The record is from the annotation of a GenBank genome assembly.